AUGCAGGGUGAGGAAAACCUCCAGAUCCUGGUGGGAACAGAAGAGGACAGCUUCCCACUGAUGGAGAUCCAUGCUUGUGAGACUGAAGCCUCUGAGCAAUGGGACUAUGUCCUCGUGGCUGACUGUCGCACCCAGAGAAACCCCACACAGGUGUACCAGCAGCAGCAGUUCCUGGACAAGCUCAAGGAAAAGGGCUUGCAUUCCAAGAUGAUAAAAGACCAGAAACAGGUUUUCUUUGGGAUCCGAGCUGGCAACCACAUCUUUGACCUGUACAGCACCCUCCUCAUGGAGCCCGAAGGCCCUGCCACUACUAGAAUCCGAAUCCUGGACUUCGUCCUGAGGAAAACAGUGGCAGCUGGCGUGACAUUUGAGGAUCUGGUGAAGGAGGGAGUCUUUGAGGCCAGGUUCCCCCUGCAUAAGGGGGAGGCGGAGCUGGAGAAAUGGGCCCGGUGGAGAAGCAUGUUUCACAAGCAGCCCAUCGACCAGAUCAGGAACUACUUUGGUGAGAAGGUGGCGCUCUACUUCGCCUGGCUUGGCUGGUACACCUAUAUGCUGGUGCCCGCGGCCCUCGUGGGCAUCGUUGUCUUUCUGAGCGGGUUCUCGCUGUUCGAGGCCAGCCAGAUCAGCAAGGAGAUCUGUGAGGCCCACGACAUCUUCAUGUGUCCUCUCGGCGACCAUGGCCGCAAGUUCCAGCGGCUUUCGGACACCUGCACCUUUGCCAAGCUCACCCACCUUUUUGACAAUGACGGCACGGUGCUGUUUGCCAUCUUCAUGGCUCUAUGGGCCACGGUGUUCCUAGAGAUCUGGAAGCGGCAGAGAGCCCGAGUGGUGCUGCACUGGGACUUGUACGGGUGGGACGAGGACCAGGAGGAAAUAGCGCUGGAGCUCAUUAACUGCAAGAACUACAAGCUGCAGCUGCACCAGCACUCCUACCUACGCAGCAGCGUCAUCCUUGCCCUGUCUUUGCUCAUGAUUUGCCUCAUGAUCGGCAUGGCCCAUGUCCUGGUGGUCUACCGUGUGCUGGCUGCUGCCCUCUUCAGCAGCUCGGCCUUGCCGUUCCUGGAGGAGCAGGUGACCACAGCCGUGGUGGUGACUGGUGCCCUGGUACACUAUGUGACCAUUGUCUUCAUGACCAAGAUCAACAAGUUUGUGGCGCUGAAGCUCUGUGACUUUGAGAAGCCCAGGACCUUCUCUGAGCGGGAGAGCAAGUUCACCAUCCGGUUCUUCACCCUGCAGUUCUUCGCACACUUCUCCUCCCUCAUAUACAUUGCCUUCAUCCUGGGCAGGAUCAAUGGUCACCCUGGGAAGUCCACACGCUUGGCAGGUCUGUGGAAGCUGGAGGAGUGCCAUCUCAGUGGCUGCAUGAUGGACCUGUUCGUGCAGAUGGCCAUCAUCAUGGGUCUCAAGCAGACGCUCAGCAACUGCAUGGAGUACCUAGGCCCGUGGCUGGCCCACAGGUGGCGCUCCCUGCCAUCCUUGGCCUCUGGGAGAGUGACCCAGGAUCCUGAGCUCAGGAACUGGCAGCGCAACUACCUCCUGAACCCAGUGAACACCUUCAGCUUAUUCGAUGAGUUCAUGGAGAUGAUGAUCCAGUAUGGCUUCACCACCAUCUUCGUGGCUGCCUUCCCACUGGCCCCACUGCUGGCGCUCUUCAGCAACCUCGUGGAAAUCCGCCUGGAUGCCAUCAAGAUGGUGCAGCUGCAGCGGCGUCUGGUACCUCGAAAGGCCAAGGACAUAGGGACCUGGCUGCAGGUGCUGGAGACCAUCGGUGUUUUAGCCGUCAUUGCCAAUGGGAUGGUCAUCGCCUUCACAUCUGAGUUCAUCCCCCGAGUGGUCUACAAGUACCGCUAUGGCCCAUGCAGCCAGGGGACCCACCCUGCAGUGGACUGCCUCACAGACUAUGUCAACCACAGCCUGUCCACCUUUGACACCAAGCACUUCCAGGACCCUGUUGGAAUACAGGGCUCAGAAAAUGUGACCGAGUGCAGGUACCGUGACUAUCGAAAUGGCCCCCCUGACUACAACUUCUCUGAAAAGUUCUGGUUCCUCCUGGCCAUCCGACUAGCCUUUGUCAUCCUCUUUGAGCACAUUGCCUUGUGCAUCAAGCUCAUUGCCGCCUGGUUCGUGCCUGACGUCCCCCAGUCAGUGAAGAACAAGGUUCUGAAGCAAAAGUAUGAUGUUUUGGAGCAGAAGUAUUGGAGACUCCGGGAAAGGAUAUGGAAUGGGAGGAUGGGCUGGGUGGGGGUGGGCCGUGCCCCCACCUCCUGCACCAGCACCAGGAGCACAGAGGUGUGA
This is a messenger RNA of Otolemur garnettii (small-eared galago), 2295 nucleotides long. It is a transcript of the gene ANO9, whose product is annotated as anoctamin 9. Lineage: Eukaryota; Metazoa; Chordata; Mammalia; Primates; Galagidae. Gene Ontology annotation, molecular function: chloride channel activity. Bases 1 to 2295 code for a protein of 764 amino acids. The transcript has 23 exons. The record is from RefSeq and is a predicted model, not a curated record. Gene Ontology annotation, cellular component: plasma membrane. Gene Ontology annotation, biological process: chloride transmembrane transport.